AUUAGGUCAAGUUGAGGUUUUUUUUUUGUCCAAGAAUUUUUUUUUGUUUGACUAAAAAGAAGAGAAGGGUUGAGGAGAAGGUGAAGAAGAACAACCCCAACAACUAGAUCUGAGUGUGUAACCAAAAUUCCUUCAAACUUCUAAACUUUCAAUCAAAGGGAACUCAAUUAUGCUUUGAAUCUCUCUGACAAUGCCACGCCCUAGUUUUCAUAAGCUUAUUCUCCCCAUAACACUUCAAUCUAGACAACUGAGGAUUCCAGAUAAUUUUCUGAGGAAAUAUGGCGCCCAGCUUUCGGCUAUUGCUACCCUAACUGUUCCUGAUGGUACCGUCUGGCGAUUAGGGUUAAAAAAGGUCGACAACAGAAUUUGGUUCGUCGAUGGUUGGCAAGAUUUUGUUCAACGCUACUCCAUUGGUAUCGGAUACUUCUUAGUAUUCAUGUAUGAAGGAAGUUCAUCCUUCAUCGUUCAUAUCUUCAAUAUGAGUACUUCUGAGUUAAACUAUCAAUCAGCCAUGAGAAGCCGUAACGAAGGGCCCUGCUAUCCAAAUUAUCAUCACAUUUUUGACGAAAUGGAAGAUGUUGAUUCCUUCGACUUCUUGGAUUCGUCACCUUCAAACCUUACUCCUGGUGCAUUGCAAGACAAGGUUUUUGCUGGAUCUAUAGAUCAGCUGUCACAGGGAAAGAAUCACACUCCAUCGUUGCAGAAUUUGUUUAACGGCGGGUCGAAACUCAACCGCGUUAACUGGGGAGAUAUCGGCGGCGCUCUUUCUUCUAAAAGUCCCAAUCAGUCAACCAGAGAUAUUGGUGUUCAGUUUAAUGCUGUUGAGUUUAAAAAGUCUACUGAAGAACUGAAAUUGCGCUAUCCUAAUGAGGAAGGGGUGAAUAAUAAUAGUAGUAAUAAACCUGCGAGAAAGAAGCGGAAAUCAGAACUGAAAGAUGCUCAGGAACCCUCGGGUGACAAUGAAGAUGAAGCGGAAAUGCGCUAUCGAUUCUACGAAAGUGCAUCUGCUAGAAAAAGAACUGUGACAGCAGAAGAAAGAGAAAGGGCGAUUAAUGAUGCAAAAGCGUUUGAACCAUCUAAUCCUUUCUGUCGAGUUGUCCUGCGACCCUCCUAUUUAUAUAGGGGAUGCAUAAUGUAUUUGCCAUCCUGCUUUGCCGAAAAGAAUCUGAACGGUGUUUCAGGAUUCAUUAAACUUCAAACCCCCGAUGGAAGACAGUGGCCUGUUCGCUGCCUUUAUAGAGGCGGCCGAGCUAAGUUAAGCCAAGGAUGGUAUGAAUUUACAUUAGAGAACAAUUUAGGCGAAGGUGAUGUUUGCGUUUUCGAGCUGCUUAGAACCAGAGAUGUGGUGCUGCAAGUUACUUUAUUCCGCGUAGCUGAGGAUGAAUCAGGGUUAUUCAACCCUUCGAUGCAGCCGAACCAAAACGUGAGCCAUGCAAAACUGUUGAACCCUCACUUGCAGCACCGUAUCAGCACAACCAAAUCUGUUAAAAAUUAGAAAGGAGAGUUAUAACUCCUUGAUAGACAAAAACUUUGGCAAGUAGCUCUUACUUCUCUGAGUGAUCCUUUCAUCUCUGGUUUAUUCAGUUUGGAACUUUGAUGCUUUUCCAUGUCCAUACACAUUUGAACUUAGUUUUAUGGUUGGUAGUUUUUUUUAUAUGGGUAUUUUUGUUUUGACUUGGGUUGUAAAUAGACAGUUCAAUCUAUUUUUAGUCGAAACGCUUAUCUUGGCUUUAA
Cicer arietinum (chickpea) is the source of this 1734-nucleotide messenger RNA. RefSeq names its product B3 domain-containing transcription factor VRN1-like. Gene Ontology annotation, molecular function: DNA binding. The record is from RefSeq and is a predicted model, not a curated record. Lineage: Eukaryota; Viridiplantae; Streptophyta; Magnoliopsida; Fabales; Fabaceae.